CUUGCUGAAAUAUUUUUUUCUGUUUUCAGCUUUUUCCGGCAUCCACAGAUGGCUGAGGAUCUGAUAGAAACCUACUCUGUGUUUUCACAUGCUCUGGUCUCCUUUUCUAUUGGAUAUUUCAUCUAUGACUUCCUCGACAUGGUGUGCAACCAGAAGCUGAGUCAGUCCUGGGAGCUUCUCUUUCAUCACAUUGUGGUGAUCACCUGCUUUGGCCUGUCCGUGGUGUCAUGUCGCUACGUGGGAUUUGCCGUGGUUGCCUUGCUGGUGGAGAUAAACUCUGUGUUCCUCCACCUUAGGCAGAUGCUGCGCAUGGCUAGCAUGGCGGCAGGCACACUCUACCGCGUCAACAGCAUCAUCAACCUGGGCACCUACGUGGUUUUCCGCAUCAACACGCUGGCUUGGAUGACCCGCUGGCUGGUGCUGAACAGGGAUAAUGUCCCCCUGCUGGCCUACACGCUGGGCAGCGUGGGAAUGGCCAUCAUGACCGUCAUGAACAUCAUCCUCUUCUGCCGGCUGCUCAGGAGCGACUUUUUGAAGAGCAGCACCCGGGAGGCCAAGAAGGAGAAGAUGUAGAACUGUGCGUUAACACCAAGUGCCUGAGAUCCGGUACCGUUUUCUGCUUGUGUUUAACAACCUCAUAGCUUGGAGACGGACAUGGAGAGAUGUUUCCCCACACUGUUAAUGUAAUCAGACAGCCUCACUUUGAAAAAAAAUUACGACCUUACUCACCUCAAACCUUCUCCCAUCAGCUGCAGUUUUGGCAUCUGUGCUCACGUGCUUCUUCUCAUGAAGAACACGAGUCCCUUAAAGAUGUCACUAAAUGCCUUAAAGUCCCAAUUGACGUUUCAUCUGAAGUUGUAGCAGGGGGGUGAAGUGAGGCCUUUAAACGGCUCCUCCAGUACUCACUGACACAGCCACUGGGAAAAAUAUCAAAUACCUUUACUAAAUACAUUAUUUAAUUCAUAUAGUUUAUAGUCUAUACACAUUAUGCUGUUAAUUUUUUUUUCCUUUUUUAAAACCAUCUGAGUAACAUCAGUGGCGCCCCCUUAUGUCUGCCUUCGGCACUGCAGAGGUGAAUGUGUUUUCCACCAAAUCUCCUCAACUAAAUACCGCCAGCUACCUCAGAACCGGUCGCUAACUCCCGCUUUGCUGACAGUGUUGAUCACUUUACUAGAAAUUUAAAAACGACUUAAAAAUAACAAAACGAAAAAUGUAGAGCGCCGCUCUCCACAGGCGUCGGUAAACCUGUUAAAGAUGUGCCUUUGAGUAAAUACCUCCCAUCUUUUCUGCUAAUCGUCGGUUGGUUCUUGUUUUUGUUUUUUUAUUUAAUUCCAGUUUUUUGGCACGUUAUUUGUAAUCUCACUCAAGAUAUCAGGAUAUUUGGUCAAACACUUAUUACCUGAGAUAUAGAGCAUAAAUAUGCAUCUACCUUUCUUUAAUGUCACAUGUUUCCCUUUUACUACAUUUUGUCAAACAGUUUAAAUGCACAAUAUGAACCUUUAAAUGCCUUGGGGAAAAAAAUGCCUUAUUUUAACGAGAGGUUAAAAAGGUCAUCAAAACACGAAAUAGGCCUGACAUUUGUUGUAAUAAGCACAGAUUGUGACCUUAAUUUGGUUUGUAGAAACUGUAGAUUAAGCUAAAUUUGAAAUCUAAACAGACACUUAAUUACGUUCCAACAGAUGCAACAAAUAUCGUUGGGUUAUAUGUCAAAAUUAAAUCUGAUGUGGGAAACGAAUGAUGAAGUUAAUCAUUUCUAUUCAAAACAGUGUGAAAAUCACUGCAGAUAUGAAGAAUUAAUUUAUGUCUCUUUAGAAAAUAGAGGAAAAAGUCUGUAAAAAUUAAAAGAUCUAUCCAUACUUCAUUUUUUGUUUCCCCGUUAACUAUCGUAAAUUUUAGUACAAGUAAAUGUGCUCCUUUGCACUUUUCCGUACUGCUUAGGAAGCAUAUUAUUUCUUAAUGUGUUCAAAUAAAUUUUUGUCAAUUUUCUAUGGGAGGAUAUUCAUGUACAUUAAAAGAUUUGUGUAAUUUCACUGUUUUAGCACAUCUUUACCAGGAUUGCCAGUAAAUACUGCAUAAAGCGAUCUUAGAACGGUAGUGGUUUGUUCAGGAUAGUUGGAUAAAUGCUUCUAAAGAUGAUAAAAUGUAAAUUAUUUUUUGAAAAAUUAAUGAAUGUGAUUUUUGGUGGUGGAGCUUGUUGCUUAUAAUGAAGAAAAUUAAAGUGGAAAUGAAAAAAAGAUAGCUUAUUCUUAGCAAGAGAAAUUAAAUUAAAAACAAAUAAAGCUAUAUUAAAUUUUAUCCCUAAAAUUUGCUUUGAUACGUAAGCACUGGAAACUGGAGAACAGAAAAAAAAGCACCAUAUAAGCUUCAAGAAAAGAGAUGACUACAUGAAACUUUAAUACAUACAUUUAAAGCUAAAUUUAAGUAGAUCUCACCAGGACUGUGUCGAUGAGAGCGUGACACACGGUAGCUAAACUGUCACAGCUUUUGUUUUCUUUAUUUUGUUUGGUAUAUUUAUGUAAAAUGUGGACAUAAAUUGUUGCCCAACAAAUUAGCACUGAAGGAAAAACAAAAUCCUAACACUUUGCAGGGUGUCUUGCUCACUAGAUCCUCCUUUAUGAAAAAGUCUGGAGACUCGAACCUGUUUCCUUCUGUUAAAGAAAUGCCCAAAUUCAGUGAAAUAGGUGCAAAUACUGACCGUAGAUGGGGCUGUGCUCCAAAUGUCAUCAAUUGUGGUUACUAUUUGGUGAAUUAUUGUGCUAUUGUGUGCCGUGGUGGGUUUCAGUCUGCAGUAGGAGCUUUCAGACAGGUUCCCCCCGUUCUUCAGUUUACAAUCGGAGGAUUGGGCAUUCCUUGCCAUCGCCUCAGUGACCUCACACAGCCAAGACAACCACAGAUGUUUGUAUUUUGUCACCUUUUUAUCCAUACAUGUGCCAUCUGCCUUUAAUCUGAAGGGAGUCUGAGAACAAACAGGUCUGAGAUCUGUGAAUACAGCAAACUGAGCUGCCUACUCUUCCUAAUCUAAUCGUUAUAAUCGUUACACUUUAUAAAGAAAUUUUGAAUCUCUUUUUUUUUGUGCUUGUGUUUGGGUUUUUUUUUUCCUCCUUUUUGUGAAUGAUCAGUGUUUAAUUGUACAUGUUUAUAAUUUAUUUGUACUUAGAACAAAUUAUGGAUUAAAGCUGUAAUUAACAUGGUGUAUAAGGUUUUCCUGUUGUAAAAGAAAUUAGAAACGUUUAUGAUGGUGCAGUUUGUAUUUUAACUCAGUGACUGUAACUCUCAGAUUGGUUCAUAAUGAAGGUUAAGAAAAUAUAUAUUUAAAAAAAAAAAUCCCAAGAAUUAUAGAUAUAGCAGCUCCUCCAGAUUUUCAGCUUAAAGUAUCUGGACUCGCACAGCCUGACAUUUAUACUCAGCACUUGAGGGUUGCUGUAGAUCAGGAAGCAUAAACUAAUCUCCAGUGGGGCUCCGUGUUUCUUGAAGUCUAUAACAACCAUCUUGUAAAAAUAUGGAAUAUACUUUUUUUUUUAUUGCAUUAUUCCCCCAUAUUUUGAUUUGGUCUUUUGUUUGUUCAAAUAUUUAAAUUUUGGGCAGCUUAUUGUGGUUGUAGUGAAGAGAGUUGGUGACUAUUGAAGUUUUGAACAGUGAGAUUACAUGUGUGUCUUGUUAAAGCUGCACUGAUACUGCUGUAGUCUGUGCUUUAAUGAGUUGUAAUAAAACGUGGCAGUCAAGUUGGGAUCCACUCCUGUUUUUUUAUGGUGUUAAGCAGAACAAACUUUUUUCCUGCUCUCUUCUCUGCUAAAUUUGUCUUUUUUUUUAUUGUUAUCUUGGUUUUGAUUACCAAAUGCAACCCCAACAAACCUCCAAAAGGAUGUUCUGUUUUCAGAAAUACAGUUGAAAGAU
This is a messenger RNA of Cyprinodon variegatus (sheepshead minnow), 3894 nucleotides long. RefSeq names its product TLC domain-containing protein 2-like (gene tlcd2). Lineage: Eukaryota; Metazoa; Chordata; Actinopteri; Cyprinodontiformes; Cyprinodontidae. Gene Ontology annotation, cellular component: plasma membrane. The annotation marks the transcript as partial. The transcript has 3 exons. Gene Ontology annotation, biological process: membrane assembly; regulation of membrane lipid distribution; phospholipid homeostasis. The record is from RefSeq and is a predicted model, not a curated record.